ACGGCUGAUGACGCAGGAGCCCGCGCUGGCCGUUGCCGCGACUGGCUUUGCGGAGAGGAUUUGGGGUCCGGGUGUGCGGACUCCGGGUGCAGCAGACCGAGUCGGGUGGUGCUGCCAGGUAAUAAUUCCAAGAUGCCAGGGCGUUCCAGUUCAAGUUCAGGUUCAACUGGUUUCAUAUCCUUCAGUGGUGUAGAGUCUGCUCUCUCUUCCUUAAAAACCUUCCAAUCCUGUAUCAGCUCCGGAAUGGACACAGUGUCUAGUGUGGCUUUGGAUCUUGUGGAAACUCAGACUGAAGUGAGUAGCGAAUAUAGUAUGGACAAGGCGAUGGUUGAAUUUGCUAUAAUGGAUCGAGACCUAAACCAUUAUGUUAAGGCUGUUCAAUCUACAAUAAAUCAUGUAAAAGAAGAACGUCCAGAAAAAAUACCAGAUUUAAAAUUAUUAGUAGAGAAGAAAUUUUUGGCUUUACAGAAUAAAAGUUCUGACAUGGACUUUCAGAACAAUGAAAAAUUUGUACAGUUCAAACAACAGCUGAAAGAACUAAAGAAGCAAUGAACUGCCAGACUGUUUUCCAAAGCGACUGCACCAUUUUACAUUCCCACCAGCAGUGUGUGAGGGUUACAAUUGCUCCACGUCCUCGUCAACACUUGUUAUUAUCUGUCUUAUUGAUUAUAGCCAUCUUAGCGGGUGUGAAGUGCUAUCUCCUUUUGAUUUGCAUUUCCCUGAUGGGUUAAUAUUGUAAUAUUUAUUUUGCUAACUAAGGCAGAAGUUUUAAUCUUGUACUUUUAUAUGGAUACUGUCUUAAAUGACCAGAUCAACUUUCUCAAAACCAUAGCUCUGUACAAGACAAAUGCCAUUAUUUAUGGGAUUAGAGUUAUAUCUGGAAAAAACUCAAGGUAAAUGAUUUGGAGUUAACAAUACACACUCACCUGGGAGGUGGGUUUUGCAGUGAAUUCACUCACAGUGUUCCAGGGCUUUUAUCUGAGUUGCUCAUGUACUAUUGUAUGACAUUUACUGGAUAAUCCAGACAGCACUUCGAUUAAAUCCACAGUGUGAUGUCACCCAGUAAGCACUUGAAAAUGGAGAUGCAUGUCUCUUCUGGUUUUAUCAGUCAAGAUUAGAAGUGGUUCACAGCACAGUGAACUUUUUCUCCUGUGUUCUGUCAGUCUGUGUUUCAUUGUGGGCCAAUAAUCUGUCACCUGAAACUACUUAAAAUAGGUUGGGCUUUCUUGAAUGUUGUGUUGCUGUGAUGACAUCGGAUCUUGGCUGCAGAAGAAGGGAAAGAACCUUUCUUUGACUUUUGGUUGCCUCCAUACCUCUUGUUUCCAGUAACUGCACUGCCACUUUUAGCCCUUAGCUUGUAUUUCUAGGCUGUUCUCUGUACUAGUUGUACCUUCCAUCUCUUUAUCUUUUGGAACUCCUACUGUGGUGAUCUUUGUGUUUCUGACAAAGAAAGAAAAUUGAUACAGGACUUGGAAGGUAUCAAGAAUUUCAUCUUCUUGAUUUCACCAGCCACAGAUAUGUAAAAAGAGCCUCCACAGCUGGGUACAGUGGUGCACGCCUGUUAUCCUAGUGACUUAGCAGGCUGAGGCAGGAACAUUACAAAGUCAGGGACAGCCCAGCAAUUUAGCAAGACCAGGUCUCAGAAUAAAAUAAAAAGGGCUGGGGAUGUAGCUCAGUAGUAGAAUGCCACUGGGUUCAAUCCCAAGUACCCGCAAAAGAAACAAAUAAGUAAAAUAAAAUAAAAAGAACAUCUACAAAGGCCAAUUUGAUGAGAAAAGAAAACUUUAGCAGAAUUCAGAGGAUGCAUUCUUCAGACAGGGACUCAUGAUCCCUCAGAAACCUCCCCCAGAAAAGAGACCUCAGCAGACUGCUCAUGUUUUCAGACCCAUACAGAGAGCCAGGUGCAGAUCCAAGUUCUCCCUCUUGGGCUGUGACCUCCUUCCUUCAGGUAACACAACUGGGGGAGGGCCUAAGUGGGACAAAAGAAGAAAAGAGAAGAAUCAAGAGUUGGUGAUUCAUCCAUUCAUACCAGGUCACCAUACGCCUUCUGCAUUAUUUGUUCCCUAACUUUUAAUGUGGAUUCAUGUGGCUCAGUUGGGGAAUGGUUGAAAGGAAUAACUAGGUUUAUAGGAAGUGUUUGAAUCAUGUCUCUCCCAAAGUAAAGGGAAACAGCAUCUUCAUUUAGUUACAAAGCUGGAUUUGUUUGUUAAGUUUUAGUCAGUUCUCUUUUGAGCAUUUUGUUAAUUAAAUAUUAUUUUGGAUGAAAUGUCAGUAUAUCAUGAUGCCAUAAUAAUGGCUUCCACACUGAGGUUCUGAACUACUGAGUAGUCCUGCUCCACGUGCCUUCAGAAUAUCAAAGGACUAAAUAAUAUUUAUUGAGGUACUAAUAGGAAUUAUAGUUUAGAUUCUAUAGUUGAGUAAUAGCAUCUCCCAGUUUCUAUUAAUACUAAAAAAAACAAAAGUAAGCAUUUACUGGGCAUUUACCGUGUGCUGGGCAUUGUCCCGAUAACCUACACAGAUUCUCACUUAAUUCUUUCCCUCACCCUCUGAACUAGGUACUGUUUUCAUCUUCAUUUUACAAACGGAGGUUUAAUGAACUAUGGUGCUCGCUGUAUGCAGAGCUCACACCUUAGCUCCCCCAACCCAUGUUCAACUUCCCCUACAGGCAUGGCAUAUUUAGUAAAAGGCUGUCCUUUCUUCUGUGUCACAUACUAGAAAUGGGAGGAAGUGGCAUGAGAGAACAGAUAUGCAGGUUUGUGUGCCUGAGAGGGAGCGUACCCUAAUAGGGAUGCAAAUGAAUUUUGCUCUGAUGAAUUUUACUCUCCUAGGACUCCCCCACCUCGUGGUAAUUUUUACAGCAGCUUUGAAUGUUUCCUUGCAGAGAAGCAAACUCAAGGCUCUUUAUUCAUGUAAAGAAAAAAAAAAAAAAGUCAAGCCAGUUGUAGUGGCACACAUCUGUAAUCCAGCGACUGGAGGCUGAGGCAGGAGGAUGGCAGGUUCAAGCCCAGCCUGGACAAUUUAGUAAGGCCCUGUCUCAAAAUGAAAAAUGAAAGGCUGGAAUGUGGCUUAGUGGUAGAGCACCCUGAGUUCAAUCCCCAGCACUGGGGUGGAGGGGUGGUAGGGAUGGUCAAGUUGCACUUACAUGGAACAAACGUGAAUCAGAGGAUUUUUUUUUCUAUUAAGAAAUUAGAAUAAAAAGAAUGUUACUUAUACUGAUUUCCUUAUUUUGCAGAGAAAAUACAGAGUAUAUUUAGAAAUUCAGGGCUUAUUUUCUUUCUCAUUUAGAAACAUGAAGUUAUUCAUAGUUACUUAUCCAAUUAAACUGUUAGAUCAUUUCACUGGGCCAUUUUACUAUGAUAUAUCCUGAAAGCAGUGAAUCAGGUAACACCUCUUUCGCAUAUUCACUCAAAAGCAAACCCAUUUUUAGUAACCUGUGUUUCUGCUUUCAUGCUUUUCAGUUAAGGUAAAUGUGCAUGCCUACAAAAAUGCCUGGCCAAAAGGUGGCUCUGGAAGCCAGCAGUCUUCUCCAGUACAAACGAGACUCCCUGGAGCUUACCACAGCCCAUCCUUCCCUCCCCUGCAAAGGUCAUUCUUUAAUCUGCUCUGUGAAAAUCUUCACCAGGUAUUCAUUUUGGGGACAGGCAGCCUAUUCCAAUGUUCUAAAUGGUGGAGAUGAUUUCCUAUGUUUGGCCAAAUUUUGUGUUAAGACUUCUUCCACCCCAGCUUUUCUUUCUGGAAUGAGACACAGAGUGGAAUAGCAUAAUUAACAUACACUUAUUGAUUACUUCCAAUAGGCAAAACAGUUGUGAAAGGUAUCAGAAUGUAAAUGUGUAUGCUGUGUGACAUUAACCUUUAUGUGGCAGAAUAGCAUGGACUUUGAAGUCAGAUAGUUGCAGAAAUAAUGCUGACUGCCUGCCAGGCAGUGUUGCAAGCACGUCAGAUAAGUUACUCAUUGGUCCUGACCACAGCCCUCUGAGGUGUGUACUGUCAUGUUCCCAUUUCACAGAUGAGGAAACAAAGUUAUGAAACUCGUUCAAAGUCCGGGCCAGUAAGUGUGAGAACUACUGUUUGAAGUCAGAUGUUCUGGCUGGUCUCUUGGCUCCUGGGACUCAUGGCCAAAGCUGCACCUAUUAGCCAAGUGAAGGGGACGUGUGUGUUAUGGUGAUCGCACAUCUAGUUCAUCUAUGGAUUUCUUUUCAUUUUGUUUUUUUUUUGUUGUUGUUUUUUCCCCCUAAGUUUAGGCCCCACCCAGAAUUUCUGAUUCAUUCAAAUACUCUGUGGUAUGUGGUUUGUUGUCACCAAUUUGAGACUCGUGUCAACAUUGCUUCAGAAUAAGCAGGGUGGUUUUUAAAUUAAUCUUCUUGAUAACUGCAUAACUCAGUGCAGUGUCAGUCAGCAUGAAUAGGAUUAAGUUUGGGGUGAUAUUGAAGAGUCUGACUUCAUAAUCCCAUAGCAGUUGUUUCCCGGGAUACUUAAAACAUACUUCCUUGCUCCAUGUAUUGCUGAAAUAUUUAUCUGCGUAUAUACCCAGGGUAGCACAUUUCAGGAAGAGCUGAUGCCAGUAAAAAGGAAUGUUAUUAUUUUCCUCUAUAUUGAUAGUUUCUUUGCUGUGACCCAGUGAACAUUCUGAAAGUAAAACUUUCAUGUAUUUAUAACAACACCUACAAACAUUUUGCAUUUUUAGGUCUGUACUUAGUGGUACUCACGAGGUUAUAAAUAUUCUAGUUGAUACAGGUUUCUCAUCACUAAGUCUCUGGAUCAAGAGGAGAUUAUUUGUCAACAUGCUACCUUCUGAAAGUUAGAGGGGCCUCCUAAGGAAAAUGUAAUUACUUCUUUAAUGCAAUUAUUUAAUGAGAAUUUGGGGCAGUUGAUUUUACUGAGAUUAGUUAAGGAACUUUUGACUUUUAGAAAGAAAAUGUUAUAUAGUUUGAGAACUGUUAUCCUGACCAUAUAAUUUUGGCUUUUGUGAACUAGAACUGGGUUACUAUAUUUUAGAUGCCAGUCCAAGUCAGAUCCAAGGUGAUAAGGCAGAUUAGAGAUCUGAGAGGCUGUGGAGUCUCAGUAGGGUGGCACUGUUCCAUUCAACAGUCACUUAUCAAGCUUCUCUAAUUCACUAGACACCUGGGAUGCACACAUGGAAAGGUUAUUGUCCCUGCUCUCAAGUGUACAUCUGUGAGGUCACUGGGGUAGACAGGGAUGCAGUGUUCAGCAAGUGUUAGAGAGGAGGAAGAUCCAAGGUGCUUUGAGUAGACAGAAUAAUCACUUACCCUGGCCUGAGGAGGGGACAGAAAGGUGAUCACGGGGGCUGGUCUGCAAAGGCUCCCUGAGGAGGGAGUAGAGUGCUGAGGUGAGUCUUUGAGGACUGGUUAGUACUACCAAGGUGAAGAAUGGGUGAGAGAACAUUCUAACUGGGCUGUCAUGUCAGCUCCCAGUAGUGACCUGUCUGACCCACUGACUUCCAAUCCUGUCAUUAUUUGACCUUAAAAAUUACUUCUGUAUCACAGUAAUUAGCUGGUUUUAUGAAGUAUUACUUAAAGGAAAUGAAACAUUUGGGCUUUGACUUUUUGUCCCUGAAAUGAACAGUGCCUGUGACCAUUUCUCCUGGCCUCCUCCAUCACAACUUGUCAGGGUUGGCUCAGGAAUAUGCUAGAACCCCAGCUACUCAGAUCAAAGAGAAAGGGAGAGGGGUGCUAAGGAAAACUGCCUCCUUGUGGUUGGCAUCCAGAGGAAACUGUAAAGCUGGUGGCAGUCCUAGUGAACAGAAUCCCAAGGAGUUACUGAACAUGAUGAUUUCCUGGCCAGAAGUAGCAGGUGUCAGUGGUUCAUGGUAUCUAGCUCAUGUCACUUCCUAGCUCAGUGACCUUCAGCAAAUUAGCCUCUUAAUUCUUGGUUUUCUGCUCUAAAAUAAGAAUAAAAACAGUAUACCCCACUACCCUAUGAGGCUGAGGGUAGAGUGUGAGAUGAAAUUAACUUAUUCAUGGGAAGCAUGUGGAACAAGGUAUUAGCUACUAGGGGACAGAGUCCCAGAUCCUUCAGAAGGGGCAGGCAAGAUUUCAGGACCUCUUCUGCCACUACUGAACUCCAGGUCUGCCCAAGAUUAGUUUACCACACUAGGCAGUGUGUUUUUUGCUUGCAUUGCAUGUGCACCAGGGAUAGAUGAGAGGAAUCGGUCCAUGCAAAGACCUGAUGUGGGAGCCUGUGGGGAGGUCCCCUUGGAAAGGGGAAGGAAAGUAGGAGAUGACAUCAGAGAGCUGAUAAGGGGCAGAUGGCACAGGGCCUCCCAGGCCAUUUGAAGGAGUUCAGCUUUUACUUGGUGCUCAGCAGGAAGUGAAAUUGGGAGAAGAAUGACAGCAACUACUGCUAAGUGCUUGACCUGUGUUUUCCGAUUUAAUCAGAUAGAACGAGCAGAUUAGAACACUGAUGUAGACCAAAUGACACUGUCCCCAGAAGGAAGUUGAGGUGAAAGGGGCUGGGGAGCUUAUGGGGCAGUAUUUGAUCCUAGAUCUGUGUGACUUCUUAUCAUCCUGUAAUUUAGUGAGUAUAGGGAUGUGCUUGCCACCAGAUUGGGUGAAACAGACUAGUUGUAGACUCCAUUUGACCACUCUGUAAGACCCCUGCUCAGGAACUGGAUAGGAAAUUGGUGCCUAUGCAUUCAAACGACUCUGAAAAUCAGGAACAAAAAAUCUUGGAUACAUCACACAGGUAUUUUUCCUGGGGCACAAAGCAGAUAAAGUGUUCAAGAGCUGACGCUUCUCACCUCCAGCAUCUCUAUUUUUCAACUGAACACUAUAAAUGCUCACUGUUCCAACAUUUUGAAACUCCAAUGUUGCUGAAUGCUUUUUUAAGGGCAGGAUAGAAUCAAAGGCCAAAAUAUGAAAGGUUCAGUUUCCUGUUACUGACCAUAUAGAGAAGAAAAUGAGCCUUCAGAGCAGCUGCCUGUACCUAUAAACCUGUGCUCAGCUCUGACACAGAGGAGCCUAUGGGAAGGGUCAGGCUCCUUACUCUGGGAGAUAUUGUUCUGAACUGAAUGGACACCCCCAAAGUCAAGUUGCUUGAUCAAAACCAAACCAAGGUGUAGAACAUGAAAGUCAGUCAGAAGUCUAAUUGAAAAUAAGUUAAUUCAUUUUUCAGGACCAAAUAAACUGGACCUGCCCAGUAAUCUUUUUAAUUCAUACUUAACUAAUUUGAAAUUUGUGAUGACCAUUGAAGGAGCUGAACUAUAAGGCAGUUUUAUAAAUUAACUGUCUACUAUUUGCAAAGUGCACUUCUGGGUACCAAAAAAUGCAAGGAUAAGUGGCUUCUGUACCCUCUUAACUGUGUAGGAGAUGCAAGUAAUUUAAAAGUACUUAGGGUGCACUGUACUACCCCGUUGGCUAUAGACAUCCAUUGCUAUUGUACACAACUAAGUAAGCUGUAUACUUAGCCAAAAUGGAGAGAGAAAAUUUAAAUGGUGCAGGUAAUUUCUAUGUAGCAUUUUCACACUGAGCAUGAGAUGAGAGAGCCCAACCUGCUGUUCCCUCAGGUGGCCUCAGCUUCCAUGCCACACUCACAAUGUAAAAUACAUUGCAUCAAGUGUGAUUUUUAAAAACAUUUUUAUGGUACUGCGGAUUAAACCCAGGGGCACUGAGCCACAUCCCCAGCCCUUUUUAUUUUUUAUUUUGAGACAGGGUCUCACUAAGUUGCUUAAGGCCUCACUAAGUUGCUGAGGAUGGCUUUGAACUUAUGAUCUUCCUACCUCAGCCUUCUGAGUCAUUGGGAUUACAGGCGUGCACCACCAAACUGGCAAGAAGGAGAAAUUGUCCAUCUAAUAUGACCCAAGGUGCAUAUCAACUACUUCUUGUGCUGGCCAAAGAAGCAACAUCCUUUCCAAUCCUGGCUGGGUUUGACCUUUCUAAGAGAUGGUUGGAUUGGCUUUGACUUCUAUGAGAUUUUCAUCCCGUACAUUGACACCAGUUUAUUCUCUACCUAAGACAUAAAUUCAUCACACUGACAAGAUAAACAGACUUGUCAGUGAUAAUAAAUCUGACAGAUUCAGACCAUGGACAAGUUAUUUGACUUCUAUUUAUAGCUAAUGAUUAACCUCUUUAUUUUUAGAAAAACCUAUACAGCAAAGAUACUUUCCAAGCUUUAUUGGCAUAGUUGUGAUGAUUAAAUGAAUAAUAAGGGAAGAUUCUGGCAAGAUAUUUAGCAUAUUAAGUGGUAGCUGCCAACCCAGUCCUAGCAGGUGUGGAUGUAGGUUUUACCUAUGGCCGGUUUUUAGGCAGAGGAACGAUGUGGAAUAGGACUUUGGUGUGCCUGUGAUGUAUGGGCUGAAGGAUAGACCUGGAGCAAGGAAACGAGCUGGCAGGUAGUUUCCGUGGUUUAGACAAAUAUGAAGGCCUCAAUGAAGGUAAUGGGUGGAGAGGAGGAAUCCAGGUUUGGGACUGUUACCAGCAGAACUGCCAAUUCUUGGGGACUGUGGUUUAAGAGACAGUGGGAAGAAGUUCAGAAGUGAAGCAUGGCUUUUGGUUUUCCAGCCUAGGGGGUUAAAUGACAGAGAUACUGAAUUCACUGGUACAUGGAAUAAUAAAAAGUACUUUUUUAUGGCAGUCUGAAAUCAUAUACCUGCCACUGAGCUAAGGUGUUUAAUACAUUAUUUGAUUUAGUCACAGCAACCUUAGAGAAUAAGCAGAAUCAUCACCAUCUAAUUGUACUGAAAAUCUAAACUCAGGGGUCCAAAGUCAUGACUAGUCAGUGUCUACCUAGGACUUGAACAUGGAUUUGUCUGGAAGCGAAGGCUCCCUUUAAACCACUUCAAAUAAAUAAGCCUCUCUCUGGAAGAGGGGAAAUGGAAUGGAGACAGGACAGAAAGAAAACUUAGUUCUGGAGACUGUUUGAGUUGCUCAUGUCAGCCUGAGAUAUCUAGAGGGCAGUUGGAAAAUCAGAUCUGUAGCUCAGGGAAGGGCUGAGGAGCCACGUGAGGAUCUCUGCACUUCAGUUUUCACAUCUGUAAAGUGAGGAAAAUAAUAGUACCCCUGGUUCUUAGGGGUCCCUAAGGAACAUAGAAGUCAGUCCGUGUAAAGCACAAGGGCUGUAGAGCAGGAGUUAGGUGUUAGUGUUGCCUCUCUUUGAUGCCAUUCCAUACAACAGCAUGUUCAGAUGUGGACACUGCUGGCGAGGACAGAUUCAUUCCACCCACUGCCAGUCACAUAUACGCCAGCUCUCCUCUCGCUGAAUGUGGAAGAAGAGGUCCAGCAUUUGUCUCUUCUUUUAACAUUGAGGAUUCCUGGCCUGUGGUAGAACUGAGUGAUAGUUCCUAGUCUGUAGCUUGAAUUUGACUAUCUCCUCUGUAAAAUAGAAGCCCCUUCCUUCCAAUCCCUCUUCAUUCCAUGUGCAGUGCUGUGUUUAGAAACCCCCAGUCUGGGAGGACAGUGGAAAGCAUGGCUUAGGAUGCCAAGGAGGCCAGGUGACUGGGCAGCCAGCUCUCCCCUGGUUUCUACUCCAUAGUGUGCCCUCAGAUCAGAGGGGAAUAUGAUUCCUUUCUCCCUAGCUGAACCUUUCUGCCAGUCCUGUUGAGCUGCCACUUGGAAGAUCCUGGUUGACAUCUCCUGGACUCUUUUUUCUCUGGUGACAGCAAAGAUCAAAUUCUGGAUUUUUAAAUCCUGGUAGGGGCUGGAAAUAGUUGGUUGUGCCUCAUUGUGAAGCCAUCUCAUCUCCCUCGCAAGCACCUCUCUAAAUUUGCCUAGAGAUCUUGGGAUACCUGCCUCUUCCAACAGGCAGAAGUGUAGAUUUGAUGUUGUUAGUGGAAGAAACCCUUCUUGGACCUCUCCCUGAGGCCUCACGGGUAGAGUUAUAAGGACUCUGCUGAGCAAGCAGCAGCACAGUGGGCUCCAUGGAGAUGUGCCAGCACUAGUUUGCCUCAAGUGCGCACCGAGGGCAGACAGCAGCACUCUGUGAGCUGGAUCCAGCCCACAAAUGUGUUGGCUUUGGCCCACACAGUUGUGUAUUACAUAUAUCAAUUAGUUGCAACAUACAAUAAUUGGGAGGUUUCACAUUAAAAUCAGCAUUUCUAACUUUUUUUUUUCAGUAUCGUCUCUGACCACGUAUCCUCUGACCACAUGCAAACAGUCUGCCCAAAUGAGAUGGUGGCCCUCCUUUCCACUCUACCUUGCCACAGCCUCCACCUGGCCAAAUCCUAUUCACAUGUUCAUUUCCUAGCCUUGAAGGCAUGAGAGUUUAUAAACCUUCCCACAGAGCCCUGUGCCAUUUCUCUGCAAUAUAAUCCCAAAUGAAAAGCAAAAAUUCUUCUCAUUACACUCUCUGACCUAGUUUUAACAAGGUGCUGAAUAACUAAAUCUCAAGCCUUUGCUAUUGAUUUAAAGAAAGUAAAGCAUUCUUUUUGUCAUUUAUUUCAAAAUCAGAGUUGAAGUUUAUCCUCGCCUGAUAUUCCUGAGUCAGAGAAGUCUGCUUCCUUUGACCCUCUUUAUGGUAGCGUUUUUUUGCUGUUCUGGUUUCUUCCAGCAAUACAGGCCAAACAGCAACCUGCAGUCUGACCCUCUGGCCUUGUCCUUAGUCAUCUGCUUUUGGCUGCAGGUAGAUUGAGGUUGUAGUUUAUAUCUGGGGAAGGAAGCAUGGAGAUACAGAGGGGAAACAAGACACGUGUUUCUCUUCGAGAAUGGAAAACUGUCCUGAGGCCACGUGAUACACAGGCAGCAUGCCCAAAAAUAUUUGCAAAUUAUUUUUUAUUAAGCAUUUUUUGAGUUGUAGAUAGACGCUGUACUUUUUUAUUUUAUUUAUUUUUAAUGUGCUGAGGCGCGAACCCCCAGUGCGUCCCACAUGCUAAGCAAGCGCUCUCCCAUUGAGCUCCAGCUCUAGCCCCAGAUCAUUUUUAUUGUGAAGCUGUUUGCCUCCUCCUUUUUUUUAACCAGCUGCAUGGCCAGCCCCCUCCCCCAGGCUCUUCAGCCCACCCAUUUGGGUUAGCAUGCCUCACUUAGUGAAAUCUGCCCCAGCCCGAAUUCUUGCCCCUUUGUGCCAUGUCUUUACUCUGAAGAUGAAAGGGGAAGUGCAUUUCUGUUGCCUCCUGCUAGCCACUUGCGGGCAAUUUGAGCAUGAAAACAGAAGCCAGCAUGCAGUGCUCCCUGAAGGAAUUGUGUUGUGGAGGCACAAAGUGGAGUGAUCGCUGGGUGGAAGUGUAACCAGCGUACAGUUCCUUAAACACCUUGGGAGCUUGGGGCCAAGAGUCACGGCAUUGUCAUCAUUGUUUCUCUUUACCAUAGAUACGUUUUAUUAAUUUGUUCAAAUUCCCAUGGCUCCAGUUUCACAUGAGGUCGUGGACUUCUCAGUCAGAAAGUUUUUAGCAGCUUUGGUAGGUCUGAAAUUUCAGAGUAUUGAGCAAGGCCUACACUGAGCUGCAGCAUGAUCUAAUAAGAUUGGACUGUCAAAACAAGAAGCACCAGUCUGUGGUUCAAAGGUUUUUAAGAAGGAAAUUCGAAGCUCAGCUGUGAGAACCUCAGAAAGAUCAUAAAAUAUGGAGGAUGGAAGCCGAUUUCCUUUUCAUUUCUACUGUAAUAGAUGGGACACUUGUUGUAUAUUUAAACAGAGACACUGAAGUGGAAUGAGAUAUGAUUAAAUAGAAACAAUAGAUUGUAUCUUUCCUUUCUAUUGGGAAACUCUAAUCGGUUGUGUAAUUAGUAGGGUGAAGCAUCAGAAAAAUACUUGAAACAUUUUGUUAAAGCCCUGAAGGGCCCUCAGGGAGACUAGCUCCAAAAUGUCAAAAGAGACCAUCCAUAACUCAGACCAAGUUAGACAGGAAGGAGUUGCAUUCCCAGCUCACCAGCUGUGUGAUUUGGGGCAAGUUAUUUAACCUUUUUUGCUCUUUUUUUUUCUCCCCAAAAUGAGAAUUGGGACAUUAUAGGAUUGUCAUGGGGCUUCAAAGAAAUAAUGUGUGCAGAACGCUUGGAGCCGUGCCUGGCAUCCAGUGAGUGCCCAAUAAAUGAUCCCAGCAGCUAUUAGGUAACAUGGAAAUGUGUAAUCGCCGUGUGGGAUACUCAAAACAGUCUUCAAAAUGAAAACCAGAGUCACAGAUAGUUUUAUUUCUGUUUUCCGUAACUACAUUUAAUCCCCAGUUCCUUUAAGCUCCUCUCAUUUUUCUCUAGUGUCCCUAGAGUAUCUGGUAGUUUCUUGCUCGCCUUACCAUUCUCACAAAUAAAUGCUCAAGACUAAAUCUCAAGGAACGUUUAGGCUGGUGCUGGGGCUGAGUCACUAUGACCUGCCUGGGCUCCUAGGUUACACUCCUUCCCCUAUUCAUUUAUUGAAGUGUGUAUUCGAAUCCUAUGUCUUGCUGGAUUACAAUGUAACCAUUAACAAGAUGUGUGUACGCAAUGCCUAUGUGUGUAAUCACUUGUAAUAAAACAUUAAUAAAGAAUAUGGUUUAUUGAUGAA
Messenger RNA from Marmota monax (woodchuck), 12420 nucleotides. RefSeq names its product NSE2 (MMS21) homolog, SMC5-SMC6 complex SUMO ligase (gene Nsmce2). Gene Ontology annotation, biological process: protein ubiquitination; protein sumoylation; double-strand break repair via homologous recombination. Bases 133 to 552 code for a protein of 139 amino acids. Gene Ontology annotation, molecular function: ubiquitin-protein transferase activity; SUMO ligase activity; zinc ion binding. The transcript is spliced from 5 exons. The record is from RefSeq and is a predicted model, not a curated record. Gene Ontology annotation, cellular component: nucleus; Smc5-Smc6 complex. NCBI's taxonomy places the organism in Eukaryota, Metazoa, Chordata, Mammalia, Rodentia, Sciuridae.